Leptidea sinapis is the source of this 5806-nucleotide messenger RNA. RefSeq names its product collagen alpha chain CG42342. The transcript has 24 exons. The record is from RefSeq and is a predicted model, not a curated record. The coding region runs from base 126 to 2156 and encodes 676 amino acids. Lineage: Eukaryota; Metazoa; Arthropoda; Insecta; Lepidoptera; Pieridae.
CGCGAGCGAGAACACGCGUGUCCGUCGUUCAGUUGAGCGAGAGUUGAUCGCGAUACGUGUCGCGUAGCGAACUGAUGUCGCGAAUUGUGAUGAUGAGGGAUCCGCGGUAGCCUCAUGACAGCGACAUGAUAUUCAAAGCGGGCGGGAAGCCUCCGGGCAAGAGCCCCCCGGAGAAGAGUGAACAGACAAAAGAAGUGGAAAAGUCGGAUGAGAGCGCGAAGGUCGAGCGAUGCUCGGAGGUGUGUGGGGCAGCGUGGGCAGGCUGGGUGCAGUGUGCGGUUGUGUGUGCGUGCGCUAUGAGCCUGCUGUGCAGCGGCUAUGGCGCGGUGCGGCAACGGGCACUUCGGGAGCGCCUGCUAGUGCUGGAAGAGCAGACACGAGCGCUUCGUUCUGCGCUGCUGGAGCCGCAGCAACCGCUCGCCCGCUUACGUCGUGAUCUGCAUUAUUCUGACUGCAUGUGCCCCCCAGGUCCGCCCGGCCCACCAGGCAAACGUGGCAAGAAGGGGAAGAAGGGAGACUCGGGUGAACCGGGAUCUGCGGGACUUAUGGGAGCACCUGGCAAAAAUGGCUUCCCGGGGACCAAAGGCGAGAAGGGUGAACGCGGCUUCAUGGGACCAAUAGGAUUAGAUGGACCAAAAGGUGAUCCGGGACGUCCUGGUGAGAAAGGACAGAAGGGUGACCACGGCAAUCCAGGAUUCGACAUAAUCGCUGCAGUCAAGGGCGUGAAGCGGUCAGUGGCUGACAACAUGGCUCCCCGCAGGACGGCUGAGAUCGUCGCGGUGAAGGGGCUGCAGGCGGCCGGACACAACAUCUCAGCGCACUCGGUCAUCCAGCUCAAGGGAGAGCCUGGCGAGCCUGGGAGGCCGGGUCCUGCCGGGCCCCCUGGUAUAAGCGGCGCGAUGGGGGCAGAGGGCCGGCCUGGACCCCCCGGGGCACCGGGACCCCUGGGACCUGCCGGCCCGCCAGGACCACCCGGACCGUUGGGGCCUGUGGGACCCCCCGGACCAAGCGGUGCUAAGGGCGAACAAGGCGAUAAGGGCGAACGUGGGUUCACCACCACACUGAAGGGCGACGCUUUCCCGACCGGCAUCAUCGAGGGUCCACCGGGCCCCCCUGGACCACCCGGAUUAGCGGGGAGCGUGGGGCCGCGGGGGCCACCUGGACUAGACGGCCGCCCCGGAGACACAGGUCUGCCCGGCCCACCUGGCAAGCCGGGUGAACUGGGUCCUAAGGGUGGGAAAGGCGAUUACGGUGACAUGGGGUCCCCGGGGAUGCUGGGUGCACCCGGGCUGCCUGGCCCGCCCGGCUACCCUGGCCUCAAGGGGGAGAAGGGAGACAAGGGCGACUCGAAGUACAGGAAGCUCAGGCGAAGACAAAACUUGCAGGGAGACGCCACCGGGUAUGAGCUGUACGGCCACGAGAUCAUGAUGGGUCCCCCGGGAGCGCCAGGACCCGCGGGUGUGCCAGGGGUCGCGGGACCUCCAGGCAUCAAGGGUGACAAGGGUGACCCUGGCAUCCGGGGCAAGGCAGGAGAGCGAGGGGAGAAGGGAGACCCGGGACCUAUGGGAUUGCCGGGACCUGCGGGGUUACCUGGAGACCCAGGAGAUCCAGGACGACCGGGUGACUCCGGGCCGCGGGGCCCGCCCGGUCUGGACGGCAUGAAGGGCGCGCAGGGCGAGCCAGGCGGCAAGGGCGAACGCGGCGACCCGGGCCUGCCCGGCACGGAUGGUAUACCUGGUCAGGAGGGCCCGAAGGGUGACAAGGGUCAUAAAGGAGAACCGGGACCGGCGGGUAAGCGCGGCCGCAAGGGUGACCGUGGCGAGAGAGGAGAGCAGGGCGUGCCCGGUCUGGAUGCUCCGUGCCCGCUCGGACCCGACGGACUGCCGCUGCCUGGUUGCGGCUGGCGACCCACCAAGUUAUCCGUUUGGCAGGAUAUGGGUCGCGACGACAGAGGGCGUGGAGCGGUGGGUGCUCCUCGGUCUGACGAGGAGGUCGAGGUGGACUUGGAGGGAGAAGUGGAAGGAGAUGGGCAGGGUGAAGGUGACGGUGAGCCGAUGGAAGGAGGCGAGUACGACACGAGAGACGACGAGCUCGAGCCACCGCGCGAGUACGACGACUACGUCGACAACGCGCACCUCGACCGCCACCGCGACUGACAGACGCCAGGCCGCCAGGCCGCCACACGACACGCGCCAGGAGGCGAUGCUCUCGUGGGUGCGUCGCCGCCUCGAUCUGGAGCCGGAGACCGAAAACAACCCACGCGCCGACCGCCUGCGCCCGUCCUGACCGAUCUGCUCAUCGACCCUCAGCUGAGCUCAGCCCGGGGCAUGGGGAUCGCGGAGGUCGUGUUGUCUGCCUCUCCUGACCUGUCUGCCGCCAUCGAGUGUAUCUACCGGCCUCCUUGUCGGCGGCGACUGUUCGGCUCCCACAUCAAGGCUUUAUUCAAAAUUUAAGACAAGUUUCUUUUUAAGUUCUAAUAAUAUAUACAGCACACAGUUGAGAAAUAAGCAUUCCUUAAAUGUAUUUGUUAUAUCUUACAUAUUAUGCGUAACACUACGUUAGAGUAAAAAAUCCAAUAAUUGUUUCAAAUCAGAUAGUUUAAUAAAUUCAAUUAUAUUAGAGAUGGCGAUGUAAAUUUAAAAAAAAAGUUUUAAGAAAACAAAAAUCCCUAAAAAGUUAUAUUUCUUGUGCUUUUCUACGUUUUUAGAACGAACAAUAUUGUAAUAAAAACGGUUUUAAAUACCUACAAUCAACAAAUAUAAUAAGUAUAACGCAAUUUUUUUGUAUGAGAUCAUGUUUUUAUUAAUCUUUAUAUUAUUGAAAGUAUAAUAUUAUGUAUUAACACAUACUUCGUGUUCUAGAGGUCAAGCGGUUAUCGCUUGAGGAAAAUUAGAACUGUUUGUGUAUUGCCGUUGAUGACCUGUCAUGGUUCACGUUACCCACUUACUCAUUGCAGGAACUUGUUUAUUUAAUCAACAAUAAUUUUAGAGUUCAUCUAGAAAUACAAAAUAUUUUAUCAAAAUAUUUAUCAUUAACGUGAGGUUACCACAGCUCUAUAAUUUUAAUUAUCCAAUGUAAAGUCUAUAAAAGCUUAUGGACGGAACUCCAGACUGUCACUGGAAAAUAAUAUGCUUAUAUAUAAGACCAUCUUGAGGCUAAUAUGGAUCUAUGGAAUUCAACUGCGGGGCUCGGCAAGUGACUCCAAUAUCAGUAUAAAACAAAGAUGUCAGAACUGCAUCCUGAAACAAAUUACAAAUGCACCAUGGUUUCGAAGAGUUUGUGAUAUCCAUAGCAACCUAAAUAUCAACACAGUAAAAGAGGUAAUAAGGAACAUCAAAAUUAAAUACAAAAAAAACUGGUGACCCACCCAAACCAACUUGCUGUGAAAUUAACUCUUCCUGAGACAAUGUGCAGGCGGAAAAGAUGGCAUAUGGCACUAAAAUAUAGAGAAAUUUCUAAUGAGGAAUUUACUCUGAUCGCCAAUAAUCUCAGAACAUAUCUGUUCAUAGUCAAUCGACAAAAUACUCAAAAAAAAACUAAUGGAAAGUACUAGUGCAGACUAGCCUUCAUCGCUAACUUCUACAAUUUUUUUUUAAAUAUAAUUUAUACGUAUAACAUCUUCCGUACACACUAGCGGCUGUACACUGUGCAGUGUUUCACUUAACACUAUAAAUAGCAUGCUAGACAGAAAAACAUCUCUAACAUCGAUAUAGCAAGAUAGAAAAGGAAAGCGAAUAUAUUGGUACUCUAUGACGUAAACAGUUACCCACGCUUGACAUUAAUUCCUUGGUAUUUAAAAAAAAUAAACUAGCUGAAGCACACGUAUCUUUUUAGUCUAUGGUUUCACCAGCUCUUUUACAUAGCAUGCCGAUUAUCUGGGCCUCACAGCGGUACCUUAAUAUCCCGCAAAGCAGUAGUGGCAUUUAUUACAAAACAGUGUACUGAGACAAUCUUAUAUCUCUAGACGACGAGUACAAUCGCGGUGCCGAUCACAAUUUUGUAUUUCGAAGAAUCCUGAGAGUUAUGGGCAUUGUGAGCAGAGAAUUUACUUACCACUAACUGUUAGUAUCGUUUUCUUCUGAAAAUUUCUACUCGAGUCGACUUUAAUGUUAUUAUUUAUUUAUUAUUAUAAAAAAAUAUCACUCGACUCUAAGCCACCUACACAAAACAAUAUGGUGGGUGUACCAACAGGGACGUGCAUACCUAUAGGCAAUUAGGUAGUGCCUACCUAGUUAAGAAUCUACAUAAAUAUAGCACUAGUGUUAAAGUUUUAGUUCCGUUAUUCUUUAUCCAAACUUUUAUUGAUCAACCACUCAUUAAAUUUUACCUUGCGCGAGAUACCUAACGUAGGCAGUCUCCAGAUUGCAUAUUCGAUAUAAAACUUCAAUACUUAGACCUCAAAACUUAGGACUUUUCGACUUACGCGCAACUACGUCUAGUUAAAUCUACAGUGCGUACCAUGCUAGAAAACCAUAUGAGUUACCGGCAAGAUGAAUAAAUUUCGAAAUUCGAAAUGUAAUUUACUAUUGAGUAAUCAUUUUGCAUCUUAAUAAUAUGAUCAUGAUGUAAAUUAUUCUCUAAAUAGGAUCGAGUUUGUAAAUACUAAUCAAUAUUAGUGUAAGUAACAUUUAUUGUUCGAGUAACAUCUCUGAUCUUUGUAUUUUUAUAAUAAUAUAGCGUGUAUAUACAUAUAAGUUUAACUUAAGUGUUUUAUCGGAACUUGUAAAAUGUUUUAUCUACAACCAUGCUUUAAAUCAUCUAUUAAAGAUUCUAAAACAGUUAAAUAACCAUUACAUCAUCAAAACGAGUGUUGCAAUGAAAUUCAGUACAACAUUACAACACUCGUUUGGAUGAUGUAAUACAUAGUUACUAGGACUAGCUUUUUUAAUGUUAGCAGUAAGCUAACUGUUUAAGAAUCUUUUAUAGAGGAUUCAUAUUAUGGGUGUAGAUAAAGUAGGUACUGUAUGCAACUGUUGAGAAUUAGGUAUUAAAACACAUGAGUGUUUUAAUAACCCCUAUUACACAACAGUUGCAUAAAUAACUAUUACUUAUAAUGAAAGUGACAGAGGUACCUACAUCGUCAAAGGUUAGGUACGCUUGGAGAAAUAAUUAAGAUCUAAUUCACUCAUGCAUAAGAUAAAUAUGAACAAUAUUAUGUCUAAUAUUAUACUUAUUUUCAAUUAUCUCUCAAGGGUCAUGUUUAUACAAUUAUUAAUAUUUUAUUUCUAUCUAGAACUUAAUUUUAAAAUAAAAUCCUUGAAAUCAAUUCGAAACUUGUAAUUUCGAAUCGUAAUUCACUAGAUCAAAUACAAACUGUUCUGCAUGGCUCUGUCUGCACUCAUUCCCUUACUCGCGUAAUAAGUAGAUACGCAGUAUUUAGGUUCCAUUGGUACCUAACUAAGGAUGGUCGUAAUACAUACUAUGAAACAUUGUUGUUCGAAAUGAAUUCAUAAGAAAACAUAUUAUUGUAAUUGCAAUUUUAUAUAGUUUUGAAACAAAUUUAUGGUUCAUGUGUUGAAUAUGGUUGGCUAGGUACCUCUGUUAUAAUUAUUAUUGUCCAUUUUAUGUCAUUUAAAUUGUAAAUAAUAAUAAUAGUGUGGUUGUAUAAAGUGUAAGAAGAUAAUUAAAUAUCCGCGAUUAUUUUUAAGAUGAGUAAUUAAUUAGUAACUACUAAUCAGCUACGUAACAUUGAUAAGAAUUCUCUCGAAAUGCUGACUUUUGUGUUACCUACCUACUAAAUAAUAUUGCAAGAAAUUUGUGUCAAAUCUUAGAAUCACUUUUUGAGUUAUUAUAAAUGUGAAAUUGA